Molecule: messenger RNA, 3602 nt
Organism: Sapajus apella (tufted capuchin)
Lineage: Eukaryota; Metazoa; Chordata; Mammalia; Primates; Cebidae
Gene: SLC2A9
Product: solute carrier family 2 member 9
Exons: 14
Coding region: 398-2089 (563 amino acids)
Biological process (GO): monosaccharide transmembrane transport
Cellular component (GO): membrane
Molecular function (GO): hexose transmembrane transporter activity
Source: RefSeq, a predicted model, not a curated record
AACGGCUCUGACCCCCCAGGAGGCGGAGCUGAGGUUAGUCCAUUAGUCAGCAGUGGUUUUGCUGACACACUUCUGCCUUCAGACUCCUGGUUCAGAAUAUGCUAAUGCACACGUGAGCACGUUUGUUAUAAGCUGAACUAGCCAUCAAUAGUCAGCCGUUAAUCAUUAAUCACUUUUCAAGAUGGGCAUUAGAAGAUGUUUACAGUAACAGCUGGAUGGAGUUUAAUCAUUAAUGCUAUUUUCUUUGACAGUUUCCCAGGUUUACAUCUGAUUACAUGGAGAGCCCAUCUAUAUAUGAAGCAAAUUCCAGUUGCUCUUUAGACUAGAACAGGCAAGGGAAGCUCCAGGAGACAGAAACAAUAACAACAACAAAAGUUAAAAACCUGAAAAGUGAACCAUGAAGCUCCAUGAAAAGGACCGAGGAGAAGACAAGGAAAGUGAUUCAGCGAAAAAGAAAUUGGACUGGUCCUGCUCGCUCCUCGUGGCCUCCCUCGCCGGCGCCUUCGGCUCCUCCUUCCUCUACGGCUACAACCUGUCGGUGGUGAAUGCCCCCACCCCGUACAUCAAGGCCUUUUACAAUGAGUCAUGGCAAAGAAGGCAUGAACAUCCAAUAGACCCGGACACUCUGACUCUGCUCUGGUCUGUGACUGUAUCCAUAUUCGCCAUCGGUGGACUUGUGGGGACGUUAAUGGUGAAGAUGAUUGGAAAGGUUCUUGGGAGUGGGGUGGAGGCUACCUGGGAAGGAAGAGGUGAGACCCAGUGCAGGAGAAGACUGACACGCCUUGGCCCAGAGCAGGGAGAGCUCAUCCAGGUGCAGGUGGGCAGGAAGCACACUUUGCUGGCCAAUAAUGGGUUUGCAAUUUCUGCUGCAUUGCUGAUGGCCUGCUCGCUCCAGGCAGGAGUCUUUGAAAUGCUCAUCGUGGGACGCUUCAUCAUGGGCAUAAAUGGAGGCAUUGCCCUCAGUGUGCUCCCCAUGUACCUCAGUGAGAUCUCACCCAAGCAGAUCCGUGGCUCUCUGGGGCAGGUGACCGCCAUCUUCAUCUGCAUUGGUGUGUUCACUGGGCAGCUGCUGGGCCUGCCUGAGCUGCUGGGAAAGGAGAGUACCUGGCCGUACCUGUUUGGAGUGAUUGCAGUCCCUGCCGUCGUCCAGCUGCUGAGCCUGCCCUUUCUCCCUGACAGCCCAUGCUACCUGCUGUUGGAGAAGCACAACGAAGCGAGAGCUGUGAAAGCCUUCCAGACGUUCUUGGGUAAAGCAGACAUUUCCCGAGAGGUAGAGGAGGUCCUGGCUGACAGCCGCGUGCAGAGGAACAUCCGCUUGGUGUCUAUGCUGGAGCUGCUGAGAGCUCCCUAUGUCCGCUAUCAGGUGGUCACCGUGAUCGUCACCAUGGCCUGCUACCAGCUCUGUGGCCUCAAUGCGAUUUGGUUCUAUACCAACAGCAUCUUUGGAAACGCUGGGAUCCCUCCGGCAAAUAUCCCAUAUGUCACCUUGAGUACGGGGGGCAUCGAGACUUUGGCUGCCAUCUUCUCUGGCUUGGUCAUUGAGCGUCUGGGACGGAGACCCCUUCUCAUUGGUGGCUUUGGGCUGAUGGCCCUCUUCUUUGGGACCCUCACCAUCACGCUGACCCUGCAGGACCGUGCCCCCUGGAUCCCUUAUCUGAGUAUCGUGUGCAUUCUGGCCAUCAUCGCCUCCUUCUGCAGUGGGCCAGGUGGCAUCCCGUUCAUCUUGACCGGUGAGUUCUUCCAGCAAUCUCAGCGGCCGGCUGCCUUCAUCAUCGCAGGCACAGUCAACUGGCUCUCCAACUUUGCUGUUGGGCUCCUCUUCCCAUUCAUUCAGAAAAGUCUGGACACAUACUGUUUCCUAGUCUUUGCUACAAUUUGUACCACAGGUGCUACCUACCUAUACUUUGUCUUGCCUGAGACCAAAAACAGAACGCAUGCAGAAAUCAGCCAGGCAUUUUCCAAAAGGAACAAAGCAUACCCACCAGAAGAGAAAAUUGACUCAGCUGUCAUUGAUGAUAAGACAAACGGAAGGCCUGAACAAGAUUCCUCCUCCACGCUGGACAAUUAUGUCAAAAACAGGAUUGUCUAAAUGGAUGAUCUCACCUUUCAGGAAACUAAAAUUUUAACCAUUAUUGGGAGGCUUAAAUGAAUUGAAGCUAUGCAAGUCUUUUAUAUUAUUAAGUAUUUACAAGUAAACCUGUACUAAUCUAACAUUGCAACUAUGUUAGCAUUAUUCACAACUGAAUUUCCCAAACUCUUCUGGAAGCUGCAAGGAAUCACUCUAUGUUUCAGUAGACCCAAUGUUCUUUCAUGUAGGUUGAUGACCUGCCUUUAUCAUGACUCAACCCAUGAUUUCAAAAUGAAAUUGGGGAAAUACUAUGUGAAUGCUUUAUCAAAGAAAAACAAUUUGGCCUGAUAGUGGACUCAAUGGAUUGGAAACCAUAGAUUGAGGUUCUAGUUUCAGCUUUACUACAAGCAACCUUGACCUGUCCUCAACCUGAAUCCCAGUGCCUCAAUGACCCUAGGCUUCAUCCCGAUUAAUGAUUAUUCAUAGUGCCUAAGUAAUGCAUUUUCCAAUAUUUGGCCUUAAAUCUCAGGCUUUGGAGAACCUAAUACCAACUCACCAGCCUGCAGAUUUUGUCUUUCCCAAACUGUGUUCCAGGAAUGGGCUUAAGACUUCAGGGCUGACGCCGUCCUCACCCCAGACUAUUAAGAGUCCCGUGUGCUCAUAAAGAACAUGAAGAAGAGCAAUGUGUGGAAGACUUAACUUCCAGUAACUGCGGCAUGGACUGACCUCUAUCCAAAUGAAAAACAAUAUUGAGAAUGAUUCUAAAGCUAAACAUAGGCUUGGUGGGGGAAAAGAAAACAUUGUGAUUAAUUGGUGAUUUCUGCCACAAGUGCAUAGCCAAGAGUGUCAGCAUAUAUACCUUAUGUUUACCAAGUCUAAGAGAGAUUUCUCUAGAAAGAUAAUGAGCUGUCUUAAAUGAUGGGAAGUUCACCAUCACUCUAAGAGCUCAAGUGAAGACCGGGUGAUUUCUCAUCUUGACUGUUGCUAAGAAAAUCUGUAUCAACUUUGGAGGACGGUGUUUGGAAUAGAUAUGUUGAAGGGCUCCUCUAACUCUUACAUGCUAGGGUUGUUUGGGUCAGAACCAUUUGCAGCCUGCCAUUGUAAUGUGUGGCUUGUAGUUUGGGUGAUUUCCUGUACUUGCCUCUAAACCAAAGUGCCCUAAAGUAAAUUAAAGUGCACUUGAAUUAGCACCAGUGUGUUUGAAUUUGGUAUUUCAUAGGAGUAGGGCCAGAAAGGACUUGUCUUAGCAAUACCACUAGAGUCCUUUCAGCCAUAAUCCCUUGGGUUUCCUCAGAUCAUUCUUGACAAUGGCAGCCUUAGCCAAAACUUGAGUUCUGAGCUUCCUUUUCUGUGGCGUAUUCUUUCAUCAUUGGGCCUUCCCUUUGGUUAAUUGCCAACUCAAGGCACCGUGCCAUCCAGCUUUGGGUUGGCUGAAAAAUUUGGACAGUGUUUGUCAAGACAAAGAGAAAGUGAGACCAAAAGUGCCUGAGACCAAAGGAACCACAUGCAAUGUAAAAUAAAAAUCUUCACUUUU